This is a messenger RNA of Spirodela intermedia, 512 nucleotides long. Lineage: Eukaryota; Viridiplantae; Streptophyta; Magnoliopsida; Alismatales; Araceae. The record is from the annotation of a GenBank genome assembly.
AUGGCGGCACAAGCAGCGGGUCUCUUCCUUCCUGCUGUCGCCGGCGGUUUGGCCGCCCCCGGGCGGCGCCGCGGAUGCGGUGGCGCCGCCGCUCCCUCCAGGAGGACCGCUGCGGGUCGUAUCAGCGCCCAAUUAGGUAACUAAACAGGUGCCGCUUUCAUUCCCGUCGUCCCAUCUCCGUGACGAAGUUAUUGGUCCCCUUCUGUCGUAGGUGGGGAGAAGAAGCCGGAGAAGAAGUUCAUCACCAGGGAUGAGGAGCCCGAACAGUAAGCCGCCGCCCUCUGGAACCUCCGGACGCCAUUUUUGUUUCUUCUUCUUCUUCUUCUUCUUCUUCCCGGGAUCAAUGGCAGAGCCUGGAAAAUUGCAGGUACUGGCAGACGGCGGGGGAGAGGGAAGGGGAAAACCCCAUGAAGACGCCGCUGCCCUACAUCAUCAUCUUCGGCAUGUCGACGCCCUUCAUCAUUCUGGCUGUGGCAUUCGCCAAUGGGUGGAUCAAGGUCCCUAUCCGAUAG